AUGAAUGACCAACAAUUCGUGUUGAAUCACAUUAAAAAGUAUGGUUAUGGUCUGCAAUUUGCUUCUUCGAAAUUACAAGAACAGAGAGAUGUUGUGAUGCAAGCACUUCACAAUGCAUCAGAAUUUGCAUCAGAGUCUUGUACACAAUUGUCAUUUGCAAGUGCAUCUGUUAGAAAUGAUCGAGAAGUGGUAUUAACAGCCAUUAAGCAACAUGAUCAUGCAUUACAAGCUGCCUCAAAAGAACUUCUUCAAAGCCGAGAAUUUGUAUUGGAUGCAGUUCGACUCAAUGGAGAUGCUUUGAAGUAUGUUCCUAGCUCUCUUCGAACGGACAGAGAAAUUAUUUUAACUGCAAUGAAGCAAAAUGGGGCAUUGAACGCUGUGAUCAGAGAUCUAAGAUCAGACCAUGAAAUAAUUUUGGAAGCAAUCAAAAAGAAUAAGAAUGCACAUUCAUCAAUUCCUAGUCAUUUAUCAUCAGCUCAGAAAUUGUUGUUGAAAGCGGUCAAAUUAAUGAUUCCGGAAUUUGCAUCUUUAGAACGGCUUGAUUAUUCAAACAAGGAAAUGAUGAUUAAGGUUUUUCAGGAAUUUCCAUUACCUUACCAAUUUAUAUUCAAAAAAUUGAACAGUAAUAAGGACUUUAUGUUACACGCAGUUAGGAAUAAUGGUUUGGCAUUGAAAUUUGCCUCCGACUGUCUGAAAAGAGACAAGGAAGUUGCUCUUGCAGCUGUUUCCCAUGAUGGCUGUGCAUUGGAGUUUGUGUCUUUUGAAUUACGAGCAGACAAGGAGAUUGUAUUAGCUGCUGUCCAUCAAAAUUGCUAUUCUCUUGUUCAUGCAUCCUAUGAGAUGAAGCUUGAUAAAGAGGUUGUUUUAACUGCAGUGCGAAAAUAUGGUGAUGCACUUGAUUAUGCUUCAGACGAGUUAAAGAAGGACAAGGAAGUUGUUUUAACUGCAGUGAGCCAAUAUGGUAGUGCUCUUGAAUUUGCCUCCGAUGAAUUGAAGAAGGAUAAGGAAGUUGUUUUAACUGCAGUGAGACAAUAUGGUAAUGCACUUGAAUUUGCAGAUGACCAUUUGAAACGUGAUCCGCAAGUUGCAUUAGCAGCCAUCCAACAAAAGAUGCCAGCACUAGCCUAUGUUCAUGAAGAGUUAUUACGGGAUGAACAAUUCUUGUUAGAGGCAAUUAAGAUGGGAUGUAAUAUCUUGUUUGCAUUUGUUCCGAGAGAAAUUUCGAGUAACAAGGAAUUUGUACGACGGGCCAUGAAACAAAACUGCAUGGCUACCAUUCAGUCCUGUUGGUCGGUUUAUAAGCAAGUGUCAGACAAGGAUAUCAUGUUAGAAGCAGUGAAGAAUAAUGGAUAUUCAUUGAGCUAUGCAAGUGAAGAAUUACAACAAGAUCCAGAACUUGUUUGGGAAGCUCUCAAUAAUAAUGGAUAUACUUUGAACAAGUACAGUGAUGAAUUAUAUCAAGAAAGAAUGAAACAAUGUUAUUAUGGAGCUUAUUUAGGAACAAUGGAGAAGUGUUCUCAAUCAUGGUGCCUUUUUAAAAUCAUAAAGAAUGCGAAACUGCCGGUUGGGAUCAACAAUAAAUAUAUCAAAUAG
Molecule: messenger RNA, 1593 nt
Organism: Naegleria lovaniensis
Lineage: Eukaryota; Heterolobosea; Eutetramitea; Acrasida; Naegleriidae
Exons: 1
Coding region: 1-1593 (530 amino acids)
Source: RefSeq, a predicted model, not a curated record